GUAGAAUUGGUUGGUUUUUGCUUGCGGAUUCUGCGAAAUAUUUUCUAUUAUUUUUGUAACUGCCUCUAAUUUACUAAGUGCUUAAAAGGCGAUAAAGUUUCCAAAGCAAAGAUAGUGCGAUAGGGUGAUUUAAAAGCACAUGAUCUUUCAAUGAUGUCCCUAAAACCGAGAAAUGUGGACUUCCAGGAGACUUGGGCAAGCCUUAAGGAGACAGUGGCAGGAGUUGUGGCGUUACGGGCAGUAGAGCGUGCUGUGUGGAACAUGCGCUUCUCUGAUGUAUAUGCACUAUGUGUGGCACAUCCGGAGCCUCUCGCUGACCGUCUAUAUGAUGAGACUAGAAAUUUCUUGGAAGAGCAUGUCGGAGAACUAUUGAAAAGAGUUCAAGGAAAUGCAUCACUUGAAAGCAGUGAUUACAAUGAUGGUCUGCUUACGAGGUAUGUUGCGGCUUGGAGGGAGUACAGUCAGGGUGUAGCUUAUCUCAACAGUCUAUACUCUUAUCUCAAUCUGCAGCAUGUUAAGAAACAGAAGGUUUCUGAUGCGGAAAUAAUAUAUGGCUCAGCAGCCACUGUUAGCUGUCCAGAGCACGACUCCAGACAAUUAGAGGUGGGUGAGUUGGGGCUGGUGACAUGGGAGCGCAUCCUGGUGCAGUCGCUGUCUGCGGGAUUGACAGCGCGCAUUGUGGCCGCACUGAGUGCUGCACGCGACUGUCAGCUUGAACCCUCCAUGGCUGAUGUGCUGCAUGCUGCUAUACACAGCGCGGUGCAUGCACAAGCUCACCGUGUACGCGCACCGCUGCAGCUGUACCAGCAACUAGUCCUGGAGCCCUACUUGACGGCUGCUGCCACGCACCACGCUUGCCGUGCCGCCAGCCUGCUGCAGGACGGAGACAUAUCCCAUUAUAUGAAGCAUACACUUGAAGGUUUGGAGCGUGAAAUAAUGCUGGCGUGUCGCUACCUGCAUUCGUCGUCGCGCGAGGCGGUACGCGCGUGCUACGAGCGCGCUGCAGUGGCCGCGCACCUGCCCGCACUGCACGCGCACACCGAGCGUCUGCUGCGCGAAGCCUGCGCCGAUACACCUGAAGCCCUGCAGCGUCGUGAGGAUCUGAAGCGCAUGUACACGUUGCUGAAGCCGAUGAGUGGACAGGGGGCGCUGCGACCGCUGGUGGAUGCAGCGCACGCACAGACCGCACGCGAUGGCCUGCUGCUGCUUGCCAGCGAGCACAGCAAGGAUGAAGCGCACACGCACUUCGUGAACGCAAUGUUAUCGCUACACAAGAAGUACAGCAAACUGUUCAAUGAGGUGUUCGGAGGCGCGCAGGCGUUCGUUGGCGCACUUGAUAAAGCGUGCAGUGCGGUAGUUAACGCACGGGAGCCGGGAGAGACAUCAGCAAAAGCACCAGAGCUUCUCGCACGAUACUGCGACGCGCUGCUCCGACGUCGUGGUGCGGACGCAGACGCUGAUGAUAAGUUAGCAGCCGCCAUCAUCGUAUUCAAAUACGUCGACGAUAAAGAUGUCUUCCAGAAGCACUACUCUAGAGCACUCGCCAGACGUCUGAUACAUCAACUAUCAGCCUCCAUGGAACAAGAGGAAGCGAUGAUAAAUCGCCUCAAAGCUGCCUGCGGAUACGAGUUUACCAACAAGUUGCACAGAAUGUUCACAGAUGUCGCUGUCUCCGCGGAUCUCAAUGCAAAGUUUCAACAGCAUCUCAGAGAUAAUAAUCUAUCGUUGAACACAGGAUUCUUUAUACAGGUGCUACAAGCGGGGGCGUGGCCGCUGGGCGGGGCGAUGGCGCCGCUGGCCCCGCCCGCACAGCUGGAGCGACCGGCGCGCCUGUUCGAGGCGUUCUAUCGCGGCUCUUUCAGCGGUCGCCGGCUGGCAUGGCUACACCAUCUCUGUACUGGCGAGCUGCGCACGCGCUAUACACAGCGCGUCUACCACAUCAGCGCUACCACACCACAGUGUGCGCUGCUGCUUAUGUUCGAGAACGUGGACAAUGUGAGCGUGCGCGAAGCGAAGGACACGUUACAACUGACCGGUGAAGCGUGGACGCGUCACGUGCGUCCCCUGCUGGAUGCUGGCUUGAUAGCUGCGCGUGGCAACGUCCCCUCCCUCACAAGCCCCGCCUCUGCCCCGGGGGCGGAGUCAGACGGUGCGGGAGCGGCGCAGGAGGACGACGCUGAUGCGGAGCUCUUACUUAACCUUACCUUCACCAGCAAGCGUACGAAGCUGCGGCUGACAUGCGGCGCCGCGCCCACACACUCCGGAGGCAGUGGUGGGAGCGGGUCUGGUGGUGGCGGGGAGCCGGCGCACUGCGAGGACGACCGCAAGAUGUACCUGCAGGCCGCGCUCGUGCGCAUCAUGAAACAGAGGAAGGUGUUGCGGCACACGGAAUUAAUCCAGGAAGUGGUGGCGCAAGCUCGGGGCUCGUUCGCGCCAUCUGUCGCCAUGAUCAAGAAGUGCAUAGAGUCUCUCAUAGACAAGCAGUAUCUAGAGCGAGCGCCGGGCACUCUCGACACGUACGCCUACCUCGCGUAGGACCACACCUCCAGACCACGCCCCUUCACUUGCUACAAACCACGCCCCCACCCUCCUGUUGGGUUAUUGCACCAACAUAACUAAUCAAUAUACAGUUAUAUAUAAUUAUGAUUAAAUUUAGUAGAAUUUGGGUUACCAUGGCAACGGAGCUAAGAAUUCACAUCUUUGUGUACUGAAAUUUCUCAUGUCCCUAUUUUAGUCAUACUUUUUUUUCGCUAAAAUUUGUUGCCUUUUAGAGUUAUAAGCGCUAUAAUUUAAUUUUCUGUUUUUUUUUUGUUGCAGCAUUUUAAUCUCAUCUCUUUAGCUCGUCUAAGUAUAGUUUAAAAAAUAUUAAAUUUAAUAUAUUUAGUAUAUAUAAGCUCCGUGCCAUUUCAUUGGAAACCUCAUAUAUAUAGCCUUGGUAGAAAUAUAUUAUAAAUUUUAAUUUGAAAAAUAAUCUUUAUAAUAAAUGCAAUUCGUAGUAAUAAAUUUUAUUCAUGAUUUUAGUAAUUAUUUCCGUAAAAAAUAUUUAGUUUGUGUUUGCACUAAGGGUAGGUUUCCAUUGUCGAAACACUUGAAUAAAUUUGUCAUGUUUUUUCCGUUUAAAAACAUUUAAAUACAAUUUUUAUAUCAUUAGAAUUGUCGUUCGGAAAACCACCAUAAUUAUAAAUUAAAUUCGAAAGUGUUAUAAUUUUUUUAU
Papilio xuthus (Asian swallowtail) is the source of this 3214-nucleotide messenger RNA. It is a transcript of the gene Cul2, whose product is annotated as cullin 2. Gene Ontology annotation, biological process: ubiquitin-dependent protein catabolic process. Gene Ontology annotation, molecular function: ubiquitin protein ligase binding. Gene Ontology annotation, cellular component: cullin-RING ubiquitin ligase complex. The coding region runs from base 151 to 2535 and encodes 794 amino acids. The transcript has 16 exons. The record is from RefSeq and is a predicted model, not a curated record. Lineage: Eukaryota; Metazoa; Arthropoda; Insecta; Lepidoptera; Papilionidae.